Molecule: messenger RNA, 1610 nt
Organism: Danio rerio (zebrafish)
Lineage: Eukaryota; Metazoa; Chordata; Actinopteri; Cypriniformes; Danionidae
Gene: galns
Product: galactosamine (N-acetyl)-6-sulfatase
Cellular component (GO): lysosome
Molecular function (GO): N-acetylgalactosamine-6-sulfatase activity
Source: RefSeq, marked validated
GAAAGUCACAUGAUUAUUAGUUUUAUCGCGCUUGUGACAGUGUGCAAUACUUCUCGUGAUGCGAACAAACACAUUUUAUAAUGUAGAACGCAUAGUACUCUUUACAGUUCCGAUUCCUGAAAGUUAGCAUCUGUUGUGUAUUUCACAAAGCUUUGAAAAGGGGUUACGAUGUGUCUUCAGGCUGUCAUCUGUGUGUUAUGGACAGUAUAUGUGUGUCAGACUUCAGGAAGUCCAAACAUCAUCAUCAUGCUUAUGGAUGAUAUGGGAUGGGGGGAUUUGGGAGUAUUUGGGGAGCCCUCCAAGGAAACUCCAUACUUGGAUCUGAUGGCUGCUCAGGGAAUGCUGUUCCCAAACUUCUACACCGCCAACCCUCUGUGUUCCCCAUCAAGAGCUGCUCUGCUAACGGGAAGACUUCCAGUGCGAAAUGGGUUCUACACCACCAAUGCUCAUGCUAGGAACGCAUACACACCACAGGAGAUAGUAGGAGGAAUAUCUGCAGAUGAGAUUCUGCUUCCAGAACUCCUUAAGAACAAACACUACGUCAGCAAGAUUGUUGGAAAGUGGCACCUUGGGCACAGAACUCAAUACCUACCUCUGAAACAUGGCUUUGAUGAAUGGUUUGGUGCACCCAACUGCCAUUUUGGCCCCUACAACGACAGCUCCCGUCCCAAUAUACCUGUCUACAACAACUCUGAAAUGAAGGGAAGGUAUUACGAGGAGUUUGAGAUUAAUGUGAAAACGGGUGAAUCCAACCUCACCCAACUCUAUUUGAAGGAAGGCUUGGACUUUAUCUCUCAGCAAGCCAUGGCCCAGAGGCCCUUCUUUCUCUACUGGGCUCCAGAUGCAACCCAUGCACCUGUCUACGCCUCAAAACCCUUCUUGGGAAAGAGUCAGAGGGGACGUUAUGGUGAUGCAGUAAUGGAGCUGGAUGACAGCAUUGGUCAGAUUUUGGCUCAUCUGGUCAGUCUGGGCAUCCAAAACGACACUCUGGUGUUCUUCACCUCGGAUAAUGGAGCAGCACUGAUGUCUGGACCACUGCAAAGUGGCAGUAAUGCCCCAUUCCUCUGUGGGAAGGAGACUACGUUUGAAGGUGGGAUGAGGGAACCAGCCAUGGCCUGGUGGCCUGGACAGAUUCCUGCUGGCACGGUGAGUCAUCAGUUGGCCAGUGUGAUGGAUCUUUUCAGCACCAGUCUUUCUGUGGCUGGUGUUUCUCCUCCUGAUGACCGUGUCAUUGAUGGUGUUGAUUUAAGUCCUGUCCUCUUCAACGGCUCACUGAUAGACAGACCCAUCUUCUAUUACCGUGGCAACCAGAUGAUGGCAGUACGGAUCGGUCAAUACAAGGCACACUAUUGGACAUGGAGCAACUCAAUGGAGGAAUUCAACAAGGGUAUAAACUUCUGCCCUGGUCAGGAGGUUCCUGGUGUCACCACACACACUCAACAGGAGCACACCAUGCAGCCACUCAUCUUCCACCUGGGACGAGACCCUGGAGAGAGAUACCCACUCGUUUAUUAAUAUUUAGAUAUAAAACAUGUGUAUGUAUGUGAAUGAGUGUGUGUGGAUGUGUGUGUGUGUGUGUGAGUGUGUGUGUGGAUGUUUCCGCUGCCUAA